Hevea brasiliensis (rubber tree) is the source of this 970-nucleotide messenger RNA. RefSeq names its product transmembrane emp24 domain-containing protein p24beta2. NCBI's taxonomy places the organism in Eukaryota, Viridiplantae, Streptophyta, Magnoliopsida, Malpighiales, Euphorbiaceae. Gene Ontology annotation, biological process: endoplasmic reticulum to Golgi vesicle-mediated transport; Golgi organization; intracellular protein transport. The transcript has 4 exons. The record is from RefSeq and is a predicted model, not a curated record. The coding region runs from base 153 to 797 and encodes 214 amino acids. Gene Ontology annotation, cellular component: COPII-coated ER to Golgi transport vesicle; endoplasmic reticulum; Golgi apparatus.
UUUUUAUUAAAAAAAGAAAACCCCCUCAGAUUUCUCAAAGAACUUAAAAUGGUAUUUUCUCAUCACUUGCUGUGGAUCUGAAAUGAAAAUUUCUAUACAGUAAAUACCCAUCAGAGAUAUCAACAAAUUAAAAAGAUUUGGUCUUGUAGGAGAUGGAGAAGUGGGUGUUGAGAUACCUAGCAGUGGUAAUAACGGCGAUACUAUGGAGGAUGGAAAGGACAUGUGGGAUUAGAUUCGUGAUAGACAAAGAAGAAUGCGUCUCUCACAAGGUAGCAACGGAAGGUGACACUCUUCAUAUCUCUUUCGUCGUCAUUGAGGCUGAUUCCUCUUGGCAUUUCACUGAUUCCGAUCAAGGUGUUGAUCUCCUGAUAAAGGGGCCUUCAGGCGAUCUACUUCAUAAAUUUCAUGAUAAAACCAGUGAAAAGUAUGAGUUUGUGGUGUACAAGAAAGGGCUUUACCACUUCUGUUUCACAAACAAGUCUCCUUAUCUUAUAACAAUCGAUUUUGAUGUGCAUCUUGGACACUUCACGUUUUAUGAUCAACAUGCAAAAGAUGAGCAUUUAGCCCCUUUGAUGGAGCAGAUAUCAAAGUUGGAGGAAGCUCUUUAUAAUAUUCAAUUUGAACAACACUGGCUGGAGGCUCAGACUGACCGCCAGGCACUGGUGAAUGAUAAAAUGAGCAGGAGGGCAUUGCACAAGGCAAUGUUUGAAUCAGCUGCCUUAAUUGGGGCCAGUGUCCUUCAGGUCUAUCUUCUGCGACGUUUGUUUAAUCAAAAGUUUCGCAUAUCUAGAGUCUAGCCUUCAAAGGAGCAAUGAUCACCUGAAUUACAAGGCAGAAGCAUCAUAUAUUUCGUGUUUGAUAGCUUUCAAUGAUGAAGAGAGCUUUUAAGUUUUAAUUUUGUAAGUUGUUUUCUCUAAGUUUUUAAUGUUAAAAAUCAACUACCUAGUUGAGAUGAUUGAUUUACGACUAA